AUGGUAGCUACUGUAACGGCGCAGGCAAGACUACUCGGGUCAGUAUCGGCAAUAGUGUCACUCAGAGGCACAUGGGAGUGCAUGGAACAGCAGAAGAACCUUGAUUCAAAUGGAUACCUACAGGCCUACAGUUGUGUAUACAGGAGUACCAGAUGA
Molecule: messenger RNA, 156 nt
Organism: Bipolaris victoriae FI3
Lineage: Eukaryota; Fungi; Ascomycota; Dothideomycetes; Pleosporales; Pleosporaceae
Exons: 1
Coding region: 1-156 (51 amino acids)
Source: RefSeq, a predicted model, not a curated record